AUGAGUUUUACGUGGUUUAACGAACCAAAAAAAUGGUCAAACAAUGGAUCUACAAUUAGUGUCCAUACAGAUGGUAAAACUGAUUUUUGGCGCAAAACCCAUUAUGGUUUCGAACGUGAUAAUGGUCAUUUUUAUUAUCGAUCAUUUCCCGGUGAACAAGCACUAACAGCAACGGUCAAUGUACGUGGAAAAUAUACCAUACUCUAUGAUCAAGGUGGCCUAAUGUUACGUAUUGAUGAAAAAAAUUGGAUUAAAUGUGGAGUCGAAUAUGUUGAAGGAAAUCAAUUUGCUAGUGUAGUUGUUACUGUUAAUGGAUGGUCGGAUUGGAGUGUCGUUCAAAUAAGUUCACCUGAUGUUUUAAAACUACGUGUUAAACGUGAAAAAGAAGCAGUACAUAUUGAAUAUGCUGAAGGUGAAAAUGGUGAAUUCAAAAUGAUGAGAUUGGCUUAUUUUCCAAUACCAGAUAAAUCACAAUCAAUAAUGGUUGGCAUUAUGUGUGCUUCACCUGGAGAAGAUACACAAGGAUUCGAAAUUGAUUUCGAACAAUUAAAUAUUACUGAAAAUCAAGAAAAAGCUUAA
Messenger RNA from Rotaria socialis, 579 nucleotides. NCBI's taxonomy places the organism in Eukaryota, Metazoa, Rotifera, Eurotatoria, Philodinida, Philodinidae. The record is from the annotation of a GenBank genome assembly.